UCUGAAAUGGAAAGCAGCAAGGUCAUCUCUACUGACAAAGCUGAAGUUAUCAUCCAAAUAAAUCCUGAGUCAAAAGACAGCGUUAUUUUUGUUGAUGGACAGCUGGCCAUGGGAACAAAUCUCAAUACAACCUUUAAAGAAUUUUUCAAACCACAACUAAAGGCACUGUGGACUGUACAGAUAAUGAUUGGAGUGAUGGUCUUCUCACUUGGUAUUCUACACACCACAAAUUUCUACAGACACUCUGCUAUUGUUGUCUUUAGUGGCAUCACCUACUGGGGAUCUCUCAUUUACAUCAGCGCUGGCUCUCUGUCUGUUGCUGCGCAGAAAAAUCUUAAUCCAUGUUUGGUGAAAGCCUCUCUUGGAUUGAAUGUGGCCAGUGCCAUAACUGCAGGACUAGCCAUUAUACUGAUGGGCAUACAAUUGAAACUAAUAUCAAUGGAUGAUCGACGUUUUCAUGAUGAGGCCCCUGAGUCGGGUGGCUAG
Messenger RNA from Carassius gibelio (silver crucian carp), 486 nucleotides. RefSeq names its product membrane-spanning 4-domains subfamily A member 12-like. The record is from RefSeq and is a predicted model, not a curated record. Lineage: Eukaryota; Metazoa; Chordata; Actinopteri; Cypriniformes; Cyprinidae. Bases 7 to 486 code for a protein of 159 amino acids. The transcript is spliced from 5 exons. Gene Ontology annotation, cellular component: membrane.